AUGCUCUUGGCCACCGGGGCAGAGGAAGUGUCCAGAGUCAAUGACAGCCUUGGUCGUUGGCGCAAGAUCUGCUGUAAUCUUGGCUGUUGUGAGACUUGGAGCAAUGGAAAAGGCAGAGCGCAUUUCCUCUUCGGUCAUUAUGCGAUACACUUUGAUAACUAUACUCUCCACUUACUUCUUCAUGACUGUCUCAUGGAUUUAUCGGGCUUUACUGAACACGCCCUCCACAUCUUGCUCAUCUCCUGGAUUUUGUAUCUUAGCUAUGGGCUUUCCUACUCUCCUCUCACUAGUCCUUCUUACUUUCCCCUCUUGCAGUGGGCCCUCAGGGUGGGCGGGCACUGGGAGCAUGGGGCUGCAGGGAGCUGUGUACCUCCUUUGGUGGCCCAGGCAAGUGCAGAUACCUGCUUGCUGGGAAAGAUGUGUUCAAUAUUCUCAUAUUCUCACGCACAACUUGGCAAAUCAGAAGAUGGAAGGCUGAUUUAUACUGGGAAUUUGGCCCGUGCAAUGUUUGGUUUGAAAUGUUUCUCUUAUUCUACAAGGGUUCAGACUUGCAUGUCUACCAUACAUUUUUUUUCACAAAGCAAUACUAUAUUUGGAACUCUGCCUUUACAAAUCCUAUUUUAUGGUGUUAUCAGAAGCUUUACGGUGAUUACCCCAGCAGUGCUUCAUUUUGUUUCAAAAGGCACUGUCAUUUGGUUGUACCAUGAGGCCAAAACAUACACUUAUAAAGCCAUUACUUACAAUAUUGUGCUUUCAGAAAUGAGCACAGUGUUUCACCAAAAUGACAUGAAGAUUCCAAAUAGCACACAUCUGUUGACCACAUUUUAUGCUAAAACAAAAUCACUAUUAGUUAAAACAAUGCUCUUUCCAAACCGUGAAGAUUAUAACCAUCUAAUGGGUUAUGACAAACCAUUUACUUUUGGUAUAGAAGAAGACAGUGAAAAGAAACAGCUUGGGGAUGAGAAAUGA
Fukomys damarensis (Damara mole-rat) is the source of this 969-nucleotide messenger RNA. Its product is annotated as transmembrane protein 70, mitochondrial-like. Gene Ontology annotation, cellular component: mitochondrial membrane. Lineage: Eukaryota; Metazoa; Chordata; Mammalia; Rodentia; Bathyergidae. The record is from RefSeq and is a predicted model, not a curated record. Gene Ontology annotation, biological process: mitochondrial proton-transporting ATP synthase complex assembly.